ACUACUUUCUUAUUUUUGCUAAUAAGCCUUUGCUCUGGUAUCGAAGUAUGGACCCGGUCCAUGAAUGACAAAUAUGAUGGAUAUGAGCAUCUGCCUAUAUCCUAAUGAACUGACGAUCACUAAUCCCACUCUCAUGUUCUCAAUACCCAUUGUAUGUAUGCGACGCAGAAAACAAUUUCAUCAGCCUAUACUCCUCAAAUAAACACCUUUAUGAGUAUCAAUAAUGAAAAGAAAAAGAUCUUCCGGUCUAAAUCAAAGAGUAAGCACUAAAAAAGAGGGAUUUAAUAUGACGUGACGUAGGUGUUUACCGGAGCCUUUCUAUUGUGUAAAUAAAAAUGCGUCACAUGUUCUUGUGUAUCCUAAAAACAUUCAUCGCAUCUCAUCUGAUCUCAGACCUUCUCCAAUCUCUCUUCACGUAUCACUCAGCCAAAACCAACCACGGUACGAACCUCACUGCCACCAAGAUAAUAUACUACUCACAAACUACAUAUCCUCACAACCAACACAACCAACACAACCAACAAACUUCCCCAUCUAGAUAAUAAUAAAGAAAAAGAAAAGAAAAACAAAAAAGAUGACCACCCUACCCGCCAACGCGGCCAAAACCUACACAUACACCCGAUACCCACCAACGCUCUCCCCCUCCAUCCCGCGCCUAGACACGGGGGAAGACGUUAAAAAGGCUGCGUUCGCAAACCCCGAGACAAUCUUCGACGACACAGUCGACUCCGCCGGCGGCUGGUACCAGAAAGACAUGGACGGGAAGGUGUUGGCCGUUGUAUCGGAUCAGAUGUGCGAGGAUCUGGAUGCGAGACGGGAUCAUGCGGAGGCUUGGGUGAAGGAGAAUGAGAGACGGGAGGCGGCGGGGGAGCCACCUUUGGAGCCGGUAUGCUGGAGGAGGGGGGAUACGGAGAAGCGAGUUUGAUGGUGAUAGGUUUAAGGGGAGGGGUUGAUGUAUUAUUAAUGAAUAUCUACUAUGUGUGGCUUUUUUUCCUUUUUUUUUCUUUUUUGAUAUGAUUAGGUUGGGAUAGAGAGCUCUGUUAUGCUCAAGAUUGGAGUCUCGUAUUGAUUUCCAUGUACUUUGUAGAUGUU
Molecule: messenger RNA, 1092 nt
Organism: Aspergillus alliaceus
Lineage: Eukaryota; Fungi; Ascomycota; Eurotiomycetes; Eurotiales; Aspergillaceae
Exons: 1
Coding region: 575-925 (116 amino acids)
Source: RefSeq, a predicted model, not a curated record